CCCUUUUGAAAACACAAACUAUCAAUAAUGAAUUGGUCAUACAUUCAUGCUUGGUUAGCAACUCUCUACAAAGACAGGGAAAUACCCUCCUUUGACCACACGGAUAAAAAUUAUCACAUACUGGAGAACCUUAAAAAUCUUAAUUUCAAUUCAACUGAACUAGUAGAAAAUAUAAUUAUCAAUGCUACUGCUGUUGAAUUUGACACUAGUUCAUUAACUUUGCAGGGAAAUCAUGCAUUACAUUCUCUUGCAGUCAUUGCUCAGUACCUUGGGAUCGGUCAAACUGAGUUGAGCACUUAUUACACUGCCAUUACCCAAUUAUCAAUGGACCGAAUGGAUUCUCAUUUGGAACUAGAACGUCUGCGGCACAUCGACUCUUGUCUGCAAGAGGGAUUUGACGGUCACUUGUUAAAAAUGGAAAGUAUUCUGACAAAGUUAAAAGAAAAUCGGGAUGUUAACAACAGCAAACAUAUGAUGAACCAAAACGGGACAGAUCAAUCUGAAUAUCUAGUUCUUGAGAAAAAGUAUAAUAAUCUGGGUAUUCGUACAAGAUUAAGUCAUUUAUAUGAAUUAGAUUCAAAAUCAGAUUCCAUAGAAAACAUCCUAUUGGAGCAAUCAACUUCACUUGCAUCAUUUAAAACUUUGCCACCCGACAUGACAUUAGCUUCGAUCAAAAUACAGGAAACUGAACUUCUCUUGCACGAGUUGGAAUCACAAAGAGAAGCUGCCUUGAUUGCCAAAUUCUAGUUCCUCCCGCCAUCAUUUGUGACUGUUUAUUUGUGACUGUUAUUCUCGAACGCGCAAUGUGUGUCUCCUACAUGUUUUGCUACUGCUACAUACA
This is a messenger RNA of Mucor mucedo, 841 nucleotides long. RefSeq lists its product as uncharacterized. The record is from RefSeq and is a predicted model, not a curated record. Gene Ontology annotation, cellular component: HAUS complex; cytosol. Gene Ontology annotation, biological process: spindle assembly. The transcript is spliced from 8 exons. The coding region runs from base 28 to 747 and encodes 239 amino acids. Lineage: Eukaryota; Fungi; Mucoromycota; Mucoromycetes; Mucorales; Mucoraceae.